Polyodon spathula (Mississippi paddlefish) is the source of this 1816-nucleotide messenger RNA. Its product is annotated as free fatty acid receptor 2-like. Gene Ontology annotation, cellular component: plasma membrane. Gene Ontology annotation, molecular function: G protein-coupled receptor activity. Bases 695 to 1651 code for a protein of 318 amino acids. Gene Ontology annotation, biological process: G protein-coupled receptor signaling pathway; cellular response to fatty acid. The record is from RefSeq and is a predicted model, not a curated record. Lineage: Eukaryota; Metazoa; Chordata; Actinopteri; Acipenseriformes; Polyodontidae. The transcript has 2 exons.
AGUAUGUUAAGUUAUAGCCACAUUUUUUUAAAUUUUCAAGAGUUUCUCGUUGGCUGAAAUUUUUCCUAAUCUUACAUUGUAGCAGACAUCCUAGCAAACUCACCCAUAGCAAAACCCAUUGCGUGGAAUCCUGUUUCAUGUUUGCAUGGAAGACAGUAGACUCUUUCUAUCAUGCUGUUCUGCUUCCUUUUACAUGUUUGAUAAGAUAUGUGAGUGCAUGCAAAUAAAUAAUGCUGCAACAGAUACCACUGCCUAUAACACAGUUUCCAAAGAUGAACAGUACCCCUUAUUGCAGCUUUCAAAUCAUUAAAUAAACAACUGUGUGGCUUUAUGCUGUGCCAUAUCGUGAACUGAAUAUUUAACUAUUCCAUUGACACCAACUACCUCUUCAGUGGAAGAAGGUAUAUUUAAUUCCUCCCAUGUUGCUAGGUAACUUUAUUUGGGGAGAGCUAAGGAGCUGGGUGGAAGUGUAUGCACGGAUUGAUUCUUUUUCCAUUAUCACAAUUGUUAGCUUUCUCAUAAGAAGCACCCAGCUGCUUUUCAAUUAUUGCUAGCUCUAGCACAUCUGUUAGCACUCCUGUUAGAAGGGUCUGGCUGCACUUACUGCAAGUGCUUUCUGUAUAUGGAUUAUUUAGGGAAAUCUGCCUGUAGAAAUUUCUUUGUUCUCCAGUAGCCAUUUUCACACCAAACAACAAUGGCUCUGAUGCCCCAAGAACAGUUUAUCCUGUUUGUUUAUAUUGUGACCUUCGUGACGGGGUUACCCACCAACAGCCUGGCCUUAUACACCUUCAGCGUGAAAGUCCACCACAAACCAGCUCCCAUCGACAUCCUGCUUCUCAACCUGUCCGUUUCGGAUCUCAUCUUUCUUCUCUUCCUGCCUUUCCGGAUGGUCCAGGUCUCCCAAGGCAUGCAUUGGGUGCUUCCCAACUUGCUGUGCCCGCUGAGCAACUUUAUAUUCUACUCCACCAUCUACAUCAGCACCUUGUUUCUAAUGGGGGUCAGUGUGGAGCGAUACCUUGGGGUGGCCUACCCUGUCCAUUACAAGAUGAACCGCAAGCCCAUGUACGCUGUUUACGUGAGUGUCUUCUUCUGGGUCAUAUCAACCGCUCACUGCACCAUUGUCUACAUCGUCCAGUACCAGAAACCAGGGAAUGGGACUCAGAAUGUUUCCUCUUGCUAUGAGGAAUUCACAAAAGAGCAACUUAAUAUACUUCUACCAGUCCGCUUCGAAAUGUUCUUUGUCCUCUUCUGCAUCCCCUUCCUCAUCACCACCUUCUGCUACAUCAGUUUCAUCCGGAUCCUUCUCUCCCUGCCGAACAUCAGCCGUCGAAGGAAGCAGAGAGCCAUCGGGUUAGCUCUGGGGACACUGCUGGUCUUCAUUCUCUGCUUCUGCCCUUAUAACAUCUCCCACGUGGUGGGGUUUGUGAAAUGGCAAAGUCCCAAGUGGCGUGUGAUGACUCUGCUUCUCAGCACAUUCAACACCUGCUUGGAUCCCAUCAUCUUCUAUUUUUCCUCAUCUGAAGUUCAAAACAGCAUCAGAAACUGCAUAGCAGGGGUGCUAGGAAGGAUACGAGCCAUCGGUUUUUGUAAAAGACUUUGCCCGGCAGCCUGCACAGUUAACGAGCAGACAGAGAGCAGCUCUAACAAUUAGUGAUGGGCCACCCUGCCCUUUGAGUAUGUGUUCUUGACUUUUGCUGCACGAUGCAAGCCUGAUUUUUACAUCAAGUUUUCUGUGUCUAUAGUUCUUGCAGUUUUUUUCAAUAAAUGCAUUUACAGUGCCUGUAGUAAGUAUUCACCCCCCCCCCCCCUUGGACAU